Molecule: messenger RNA, 4020 nt
Organism: Cryptococcus wingfieldii CBS 7118
Lineage: Eukaryota; Fungi; Basidiomycota; Tremellomycetes; Tremellales; Cryptococcaceae
Product: cohesin complex subunit SA-1/2
Exons: 8
Coding region: 1-4020 (1339 amino acids)
Biological process (GO): sister chromatid cohesion
Cellular component (GO): nucleus; chromatin; cohesin complex
Molecular function (GO): chromatin binding
Source: RefSeq, a predicted model, not a curated record
AUGUCAGACAGGUCCCAGUCCCCGGAAGAAGAGCCCAGGAGGGGCGGAAGAGCCAGGAAGCAGGUCGCCAAGUUUGACGCCAGCCAGCCGGAUGGCAAGAAGGGGAAGAGAAAGCAGGCGGAAGAGGACGAUGAGGAUGAGGAAGAGUCUGAAGAAGACCAGUCCGAUAACGAGCCGACGCCCAAGAAGAAACGGGCUCCCAAAGCGGCCGUCCCCAAGAAACCCAGAGCUUCAGCUGCUGCUGCCCCAAAGAAGAAGAGGGCCAAGAAGGCGGCGCCUCCUACAGCUGAGGGCGAGGCCAGCCAGGCGGCAGAACCGGAAGAAAAGACCGACUCGCCUCUGUACAACGCCCUGCAACAACCCGACAUCGCCCUCCAACCGCUCAUCGACGACUGGAUCGAGACGUACCAGCAAGCCGCCGGCGAUGAAGUCUCGGAGCAAACGGCUAUACAUGAGCUUGUCGUAUUCUUCAUCCGCUGUUGCGGCAUGUCUACCGAGAUUGAGCAGGCUGAAGCGACGGAUGACGAUGGUAUACCCGACACCAUCGAGCGAAUACAAGAUGAGAGUGUACGGGUUGCUUUGGCGACGUACCCGCUGAUCAGCAAGGCCAAGCAUCUCAAGCCGUUCAAGUCCAAUUUGAACGAGUUUCUGCAGCACUUUAUCGGCUCGCUGGCGCUCACGCCUAUCAUCUUUCACACCGUCGACACCACCCCCCACUCUUCUCUGCUUCUCCCGCUGCUUCUGAAUUGGUUGAUGUGCAUGUCUUCAUCGCCUCUCCGUCCCAUACGCCACACUUCGACGUAUAUCACCCACAAGAUGAUCACUGCCUUGUGUGAUGUUGCGGCGCAGGUUAGCAAAGACCUGAGCGUCAAGCAGAGACAGAGAGACGCGGAAGUGCGAAAGGCUGGGAACGGGGCUGCUGCUCAGAAGCGAGUCAAGGAUGCUGAAGAAAAGGUCAAGGAGGAGCAAGAGAGAAAGGCGACAUUGGAAGCGAUCAUGAAUGAAGUCUUUGACGUAAUGUUUAUCAAUCGAGUGCGAGACGCCGACCCCGCCAUCCGAACCGACUGUCUCCGCGAACUCGGCGUCUGGGUCAAAAAGUACCCCGAGUACUACACCUCCUCCUCCACCCUAUCCUACUUUACCCGAGGCUGCAACGACCUCAACACCCACGCCCGUCUCGAAACCGUGCGCGCCCUCGCCUCCCUCUACUCGCGCGAGACAUUCGUCAACAGCGCCCGCACGCUUACGAUGCGCUUGGCACCGAGGAUCGUCGAGAUGGCGACCAAGGAUAUUGACUUGUCUGUGCGGGUCGCUGCUAUUCAAAUCAUCACCCAUAUCGACAAGACGGGCAUCUUGGAGGACGAAGACGACGAUCUGCGGGACCAGGUUGCAAAGCUCGUCUUUGACCCAGAGCCGCGGAUCCGAAAAGCCGUCGGAGGCUACAUUGUCAAUCUCUGGGAAGAGCGCAAAGACGGUAUGAAGGCUGUAUGGUCGGGUUUGAGGGCGAAUAAGAAGAAGCGGGCGGGAAAGACGACGGAAGAGGAGAUGUCGACCAGGCUCGAGUGGAAGUCGCUCGCGGCGUUGUUGGUGUAUACUUACAAGUCGCUUGAUAUUGAUGCGCAGCAGCAAUCGGAAGUGGUGGACAAGCAGUCGGCGUUGCUCCCCACGCCUUCCUCGCCGCCGAUGACGCGCGCGAUAGCUGCCGUGGAAGCGAUCUCUGCGGAACAGGAGAUCUGGAGAGACUGGGAGAGCUUGGCUGAUUAUUUGCUGUUGGACCACUCGACGUCCGAGGAAGAUAUGUGGUUGUUGAAUGAGGAUGAGGAGACAUUUAUGCUCCAGAUCUUCCUUGCUUGUAUCAAACACGAACAGGACGAGGAAGAAGAAUCGGAGCGCACAAAGACGCUCAUCAAAGUCCUUCCACGCCUUUUGCCCAAGCACCAAGCCGACAUUGGCCGAAUUGCCGGUAUCCUCUCAAUCCCUCUCCACAUGGAGCUCAACCUCUACCUCGACAUGCGCAUGACCCCCGCUUACGAAUCCCUCUGGGACGACCUCACCAAACAAUUCCUCCACCACACGUCCCCCACCGUGCUCACCCCCGCCAUUCAAGCCAUCAACAAGCUCAACGCCAACUUUCCCUUGGCGAAUGUGAACGAAGUCAAGCUGGGCGAGCUGGAGGAAGCGCUCUUUGCGGGGCUGAGGGAUGUUAUUGGGAGUGAGGAUGUGGCGCUUGUGACGUUGGAGGAUGAUCAGAUUGGGCAGUUGGAGGCGACGUUGUUGAGGGUGACGUUGUUGCAGAGGAGUAUGGAUAUGACGGAGGUUAUGGAAGAUGAAGAGGGGCAGCAGAGUAGUGGAUGGGAUAUCAUCUGCGCUUUGGCGGACCGAGGGAAGCUUGGGUAUAGAGAAGAAGCUACCAUGGUCGGAUACGCCGUCCAAAUCGUCUUUUUCCACAUCACAUGGCUCUUCAAGCGCUUCACCGCUGAAGACGCACAGGACGCCGACAAAGUCACCACCCUCAAAAGCCGACGCGAUACCGCACUCGAAAUGUUCCAGCACUUGUCCCUGGGCGAGACUGCCAACACGGCUGAUUCUGUCCGACGACACGCCUUUAUAUCAUUCAUCAACACCUACGUGCUAUUCUCCAAGAGGAACAAUGCGGCUGCUGGAAAGGCGUUGCCUGCUGCUGCGGGGGUCGCGGCGCUGAAGAUGGAGGACGAGCUGCAGCACCGGCUGGGCGGGGCUUUCCAAGCUUCUAUCGAGAAAUACGCCGCGAUCGUCGAAACCCGCCAAGCUGGUCGGGAUGAAGAACAAGAAGGAGAGCCAGACCUUACACCGCAGGAAUUACAAGACGAUUUCGUGUUUUUCCAGCUCGUUUCUGUCUUUGUGGGUGCGGUCAGAUGUGGGAUCCUCGAUGUGGACCAUGCGAAAGAGCCUCUGGCCCAUUAUGGACGAUUCGGCGCGACGUAUGAUGCGAUCGUCAAGAGGCUGGUGGAUGUUCUCCGGGAUGAGGGAAUUUAUAACAAGGAGGCGGAUACUGUGCAGCAUGUUGCUGGGAAUGCUCUCGAGCAGUCCUUCGACAUCUUCCUCGAAUCCGACGUGGACGAACCUUCCGCCCCCAUCGCCCUGGCCCGACUCAUCGCAACCGCCUUCGUCAUCCAAGGCUCCCAAUUCACCAUCCUCCGUCAACUCCACCCCUCAGACGUAUGCGAUUUCCACAUCUCCGCGCUCGACUACUGCUCGCGCAAACUCAGUAGCGCAGUCAAGUCGGAGAGCACUGCGCGGAACAAGGAGCAAAAGGCCAGAGCGGUCAAGAGGCGGUAUGCUGUCGUUACCUUUUUCAAGGUGCUUGUACCGCUUUUGGGAGCUGUGCAGGGGAAGGACGCUUUGAAGAUCAAGAGCCAUCUUGAGGAUGUGAUCGAGUCUUCUGGGGUACACGUUACUUCAAACAAGGGAUUCGAGGGGUACAGGCAAUAUGAGAAGAAGCUUGUGGCGAUUGCGAGUAAAGACCCCGUCGUCCGGGUUCUCGCAAAGACUGCUGCGCCCAAGAAGGUGCUGGAAGAGGACACGGAGGGAGAUGAGAAUGUGGAGGAUGAUGAGGAAGAUAGAGAGGUCACGCCCACGCCCGAGAAGAGGACUCCCAAUAAGGCUGAGGGUAGGCAGAGGUCCAAUACCAUCUCUCAACCAUCCCCCAACGGCUCGCAAAGCCGCCCUCAACACCAAUCCCAACCUGACUCUUCCCUCACCCCCACCUCUUCACCCAAAACCAACGGCGCCAGCAAGCACGGCCCGUCCCCAUCCCAGUCCCAGUCUUCGGCAAAGUCGUCGCAGAAAAAGAAACACCCCAGAGAAGAAAAUGAGGAGGAUCUGGAACUGGAUCUGGACGAGUCGGUGAGAGGGAAUGAGGAUGCCGAGCUGGAUCUUGAUUUGGAUCUGGAUAUGGAUGAGGCCGAGAGCGAGAAGGAGAAGGAGAGAGAGCCGAGCGAGGAACCUGCUGUGAAGCGGCGAAAGACAAAGAGAGGUUAG